AAGAGAGUUGAAGGUGGCAAUAAAUGGACAUUCUAACCAAGCUGAAGAAUUAUUGUUCAAAAAAUCAAUAAUAUCACCGCAGCCCGAGCCUAGUGGAUUAGACAUUUUGAGUCAGGUAGCUCAGGAUAUGCUUGGACGACGUGCGAAAUUAUCUCAAAAAGUAAAUCAAAGAUUGAUUACGUUACAACCAGUAAAAGUCGACGAAAAUAUAUCAAAAUUAACAUUUGACGAUUUUAAACUUCAAGAAAUUGUAGAAUCGUCAGACUUUUCAAAAGAAUCAAAGGCACAUUUUGUACUAUCAAUUCAAAAAUAUGCUUUAGCGUCUUCCAAGAAGAAUUUGUCGAAAAAGUUACAACCUAUUGUUGAUAAUUUACAAUCUAUUUUAACGAAACGAAUAAAUUCCCGCCUUACACAACAAUUAAACUUCGUUGCUCAAAGACAAAAAUAG
Molecule: messenger RNA, 448 nt
Organism: Funneliformis mosseae
Lineage: Eukaryota; Fungi; Glomeromycota; Glomeromycetes; Glomerales; Glomeraceae
Source: the annotation of a GenBank genome assembly